AUGUUAGCUAAGCUAGUAGAUGGUUACUACUUGUACUGCAGUGAUCUGCGAACUGAUCUGUUAGCAACUAAUGGGGUAUCUGCGUGGUCUUGUUCCAAUAGAGUUCCUAGUGAGGUGUUGGAGUGGUUCCGGUUAGGCAGACCUUUCUCUGGUUAUCAGAUUGAAGAGAUAGACUCUACGCUGUCAUUAAAGAUAAAGAAUUUACCUGAAAUUAUCUUGAAAUCAGCUGAGCCUGUCAAAGUUAUCCCUACUAUUCUUACUGAGCUUUCGUUGAGAGAAAACAAGAGAGAACUUAACGCCAAACAGGAAGCAGCUCGAAUAGCAAAAGAAGCCAAACGCAAGGAAAUAUUUCGUACCGCAACCCUUAAAAACGUAGCUCUAAAAGUAGCCUAUUUGGGUUGGAAAUACGAUGGUUUAGCUCGUCAGAUAAACACGAAUGAUACAAUAGAAGAGAUAUUACUGCGGGCAUGUGAGAAGUGUGCCCUUAUCUACACUGCCAGAGACUACAAGAUAACACGAUGUGGUCGCACAGACAAAGGGGUCUCCGCUUUCACACAGGUCAUCUCACUUUACCUCAGAUCUAAAACUGCGGAGGGUGAAACAGAUCCGGAGAAGGACUACGAUUACGUGACCCUGAUAAAUAAUGUUCUGCCUCCUAAAGUUAAACUGGUUGCGUGGGCGUAUGUCGGGCUGGAGUUUGAUGCGAGGUUUCAAGUGCUGUAUCGCUCCUACAAGUACUACUUUCCUAAGUGUGAUCUGGAUAUCGAGCUGAUGAGGGGCUCUUUGGAACGGUUUGUGGGGACUCAUAAUUUCAGGGGCUUCUGUAAAGCCGAUAGAACUUUAGAAAGUCAGAACUUUGAGCGGACGAUUACUUAUCUUGCUAUUGAUUUGGUAACUGAAGACCGUGAUGAUGAUAAAUUAUCUAUCUACUGUAUAACCAUAUUAGGGCAUGCCUUUCUUUGGCACCAAAUCCGUAACAUGGUGAGCCUUCUAUUUAGGAUUGGCCUGCAGUUGGAGUCCCCAAAAGUCAUCUCAAGUAUGCUUGAAACUGGUGUUAAGUACAACUACGGAAUGGCGUCUCAAAUACCUCUGGUUUUGUUUGACUGUGAGUUUGAAAAUAUAGAUUGGAACGAGGGCAGGAUAGAUUUAAGUCAGACUUGGUUUGAAUCUGUGGUGAAGACAACACUUAUCAAGCAGCUUAUGUCAACAGAACUGUUAUCUGUAAAGAAUAUCGGGGUACUUUGUGACACUAAACAACAGUCUAUCAUGAGCCGACCUUUUAUAACAUAACAUUAAUUAUUUAGAUACUGUACUUAAAUUAUUUUUAAAGGUUUUAAAUACAUUUAUUG
Molecule: messenger RNA, 1349 nt
Organism: Bolinopsis microptera
Lineage: Eukaryota; Metazoa; Ctenophora; Tentaculata; Lobata; Bolinopsidae
Product: tRNA pseudouridine(38/39) synthase-like
Exons: 2
Coding region: 1-1290 (429 amino acids)
Biological process (GO): tRNA pseudouridine synthesis; mRNA pseudouridine synthesis
Cellular component (GO): cytoplasm; nucleus
Molecular function (GO): pseudouridine synthase activity; RNA binding
Source: RefSeq, a predicted model, not a curated record